Sporothrix schenckii 1099-18 is the source of this 1155-nucleotide messenger RNA. RefSeq lists its product as uncharacterized. The record is from RefSeq and is a predicted model, not a curated record. Gene Ontology annotation, molecular function: tripeptidyl-peptidase activity; serine-type endopeptidase activity. Gene Ontology annotation, biological process: proteolysis. The transcript has 2 exons. The coding region runs from base 1 to 1155 and encodes 384 amino acids. Lineage: Eukaryota; Fungi; Ascomycota; Sordariomycetes; Ophiostomatales; Ophiostomataceae.
AUGCAGAUCCUAUCAGCCACAUCUGUCGCUCUAUGUUCCGUCUUGUUGUCUACAUUAGCAGACGCAGCGGCAACACGAAUGCGACCUCGUCACGACCUCGUUCGCCACGAGUGGCAUGAGCCUCGGCACAUCCAAGGAUGGAAGCGCCGCAAUCGCCUGGCCGUCGCCUCGACGGAUCAUCUCCUGCCCAUGCGCAUCGGCUUCGUACAGGCCGACGCCGCCGUCCAGAACGCACACAGCAUGCUCAUGGACCGCGCCGAUCCGGCCUCGCCCCUCUACGGCCAGCACCUGACGGCGACCGCUGUGGCGGACCUGUUUGCCCCCGCCGACGAGGCCGUCGAAGCUGUCAAGAGAUGGGUGGUGGAGUCGGGCGGAGUCGCUGCCGACCGCGUGUCUCUGUCCGCCAACCGGCAGUGGCUGCAGUUUGACGCGCACGUCGACGAGGCCGAGCUGCUGCUGCAGGCCAAGUUUUACAGCUACGAGCACAUACAAAGUGGUGUCAACGUGACGGCAUGUCCAGAAUAUCAUGUCCCGGCGGCGCUGCAGCAGCACAUUGACUACAUCACGCCCGGCACCAAACUGGCGUCGUACGGAUUCAGCGACGGCGUCAAGGCCCUGGGUCUGCGUCGGCGAGAGAAUGAUACAGACGGAGCCCGGCUGCAGCGCAGGACCGAGCAGGCGGCAGCCACGGCAGCCACGAAAGCAACGACAGCGGGAGCGCCUUGGGUCACAGGCGGCUGUGACGAGUUUGCCACGUUUGAGUGCAUCCGAGCGCAGUACGGCCUUCCGGUGCCCUCUUCGUUGUCGAAGGUGACGCCUGUGUCGGGCAACCAGCUCGGCAUUUUUGAGACAGCCGGCCAGCACUACUCGCAAGACGACUUGGAUAUUUUCUUCUCGUACACGGCGCCCGAGAUUCCCGACGGCACGAAGCCCGAACUGCGGGCCAUUGAUGGCGCGACAGGGCCGGCCGCGACGCAGGACACGGCCGGUGCCGAGGCGAACAUGGACUUUGAGGUGGCCAUGCCACUGGUGUGGCCGCAAAAGACGGUGCUCUUCCAGGUGGACGACGAAUACUACGAGAAUGCCAUGACCAGCGGCUCGGGCAAGGUGACGGGCAUAUUCAACAGUGAGUUCGAAGCCCCUCGUCUGUUCUAG